Messenger RNA from Mesorhabditis spiculigera, 297 nucleotides. The record is from the annotation of a GenBank genome assembly. Lineage: Eukaryota; Metazoa; Nematoda; Chromadorea; Rhabditida; Rhabditidae.
AUGUGGGCGUGCCAGCCGGCUUGGACGAGGAUGGUAGGGAGCGGAUUUGGGCUUCAUUCCUGGCUCGCACCCGCUUCGAUGCAGCUCCACGGGCUUCUCCUCGCCCUCUGCCUGCUCUUCCUGGGCAUCCAGGCCCAACAGCAGACCUUCGACAGGCAAGAUCGGGACUAUCGGCCAUUGCAAUUCGGAAAACGCGACGGAUACCGGCCCCUACAGUUUGGAAAACGAGAAUAUCGACCGCUGCAAUUCGGGAAACGAGCCGCCGCCGGGAUGGAAGCCGUUUUCUUCCCCUCCAUC